Molecule: messenger RNA, 4305 nt
Organism: Clarias gariepinus (North African catfish)
Lineage: Eukaryota; Metazoa; Chordata; Actinopteri; Siluriformes; Clariidae
Gene: brf1b
Product: BRF1 RNA polymerase III transcription initiation factor subunit b
Exons: 19
Coding region: 340-2445 (701 amino acids)
Biological process (GO): transcription preinitiation complex assembly; transcription by RNA polymerase III; DNA-templated transcription initiation
Cellular component (GO): transcription factor TFIIIB complex; nucleus; transcription preinitiation complex
Molecular function (GO): TBP-class protein binding; RNA polymerase III general transcription initiation factor activity; RNA polymerase III type 3 promoter sequence-specific DNA binding
Source: RefSeq, a predicted model, not a curated record
UGUACUGAUUUCUUUGUACUCCAUUUUCAAGGUUUGAUUUCAGUAACCUGCAACAGGUGUCUAUAUUGUUUAAGUUGUCACAGUAACGCAGGGAGGAUGUGGCGUCUGCGCCGGUGACAUCACAGCGUUUUCAGAACGGUGGAUUUAUUAUUUUUUGUAGAGCGAAGUAGGGAGCGCACUUUAAAGUGGAAGGGAACACAGCCAGUGUUAUCAGCCAUAGUGAGUGAGUGUAUGAAUGAUGGAAUAGCAUUGCGGAUAAGUUGUUUAUUAAUAAAAUCCAUUGAAGACCCUGUUUUGUAGGGUGCUUGUUCGGUGUACUGACAUUUUCUCUCAGUCAGGAUGAGUGCUAGGCAGUGUAAGAACUGCGGUGGAGCAGAUAUAGAUAUAGACCAGGCGCGAGGAAGUGCCGUGUGCACCAACUGCGGAUCCGUGCUUGAGGAUAACAUCAUUGUGUCAGAGGUCCAGUUUGUGGAGAACAGCGGAGGAGGAGCAUCUGCUAUCGGCCAGUUUGUGUCUGCUGAUGGUCCCGUAAAGGCCCCAGUGCUUGGAAGCAGCUUCCAUACAAGCCUUGGGAAGGAGUCACGAGCUCAGACACUUCUAAAUGGGAAACGGCAAAUACACAGCCUGGGGAGCCAGCUGCAGCUGAACCAGCACUGCCUCGACACAGCCUUCAACUUUUUCAAGAUGGUGGUGAGCAAGCAUUUGACAAGAGGUCGCAAGAUGGCCCACGUAAUAGCUGCCUGCCUCUAUCUGGUGUGCCGGACAGAGGGCACCCCACACAUGCUCCUGGACCUGAGCGAUCUCUUACAGGUGAAUGUGUAUAUCUUGGGAAAGACGUUUUUGCUGUUGGCCAGAGAACUCUGCAUCAACGCACCUGCUGUCGAUCCUUGUCUGUAUAUUCCACGCUUUGCACACAUGUUGGAGUUUGGAGAGAAAACCCAUGAGGUCUCCAUGACUGCACUGAGACUGCUACAAAGGAUGAAGAGAGACUGGAUGCACACCGGCCGCAGACCGUCUGGACUCUGUGGCGCAGCUUUGUUGGUGGCAGCUCGCAUGCACGAUUUCCGCCGCACAGUAAAGGAGGUCAUUGGCGUCGUGAAAGUAUGUGAGGCAACUCUCAGAAAGAGGCUGACAGAAUUUGAGGACACACCCACCAGUCACUUGACUAUUGAUGAGUUUAUGCGAGUGGACCUGGAGGAGGAGUGUGAUCCCCCUUCUUUUGUUGCUGGUCAAAAGAAGCUAAAGAUCCAGCAGCUGGAACAGGAGCUGGCCAGGAAGCUUGAUGAAUAUCAAGGUGAAAUCAACUCCUAUCAGGAUGAGAUUGAGACAGAACUGGAGAACAGCAGGCCUAAACUGAGAGGAAUUUAUGCCAUGUAUGCAAAAGAAGACACCAACGAUGGAAGCCUGUCCCUGGUGUCGGACCUCACGGGAGACGAGGACACACAAGAUGAGGAGAUGGAAGCUGCGGCUCAGCACCUCAAUGAGGACUUCAUCAAGCAGGUGUUACCUGAACUGGAGCAGGGCCCUCAGGGGGCCACAGAGGCACAAGAGCAGGGCAAAGGGGCAGCAGAGCUGCCCAGUGGCUCCACCCAUGUGCCAUUAACUUCACUGCUUGGCCCACUUCCCAGCGCCGCCAGCCUUGGCCUCACAGACUCGAUCCGCCAUUGCAUGACUGAGGUAGAGGAGGAAGAAGAGGAGGACGAUGUGUCUGCAGAAGACAAGUCAGAUAACGGUGAGCUCGACCUGGAAGGCAUCGACGAGAAUGAGAUCGAAAAGUACAUUCUCAAUGAGAAGGAGGUGCAGGCUAAGACAGAGCUGUGGAUGAAGCAAAAUGAGGAGUAUCUAAGGGAGCAGAAAGAAAAGGAAGAAAGGAUAGCUAAAGAGAAAGAACAAGGAAUCUAUAAGGAGAAGCCCAAAAAAACAUCCAAAAGACGAGAGCCCAUUCGGGCCAGCACUGCAGGAGAGGCGAUAGAGAAGAUGCUGGAACAGAAGAAGAUUUCAAGCAAAAUCAAUUACGACGUAUUGCGAGACCUGAACAGCAAAGGCAGCAGCAGCCCUACACAUACGUCAGAGGAAGCGUCCGAUGUUGUCCCCGGACGUAAGAAGCUCACCCGCCGCAAGAAGCAGCCUAACAAGAGCAACUUGGGUCUGGCCAAGCCUGCAAGCCUCAUGGGGAAAAGGCUCCGCCCCCUUAUAUCAUCAAAUCCCAAGAAGAAAAGAGCAGCUACACAGAUUGUGCCCAGUGCUGUGAUGCUGCCUCCAGUGAUCCCAGUGACUCCCCCAGCCCCAACUCCUCCUCCUGUCGUAGAAUGUGGCCCUGUGACUUAUGAGGAGCCCGCUGAGGAAGAGGAGGAUGAAGAGGCAGAAGAGCCCUGUGUCAGUGCUAUGAAGCUUAUAGGAGGAAACGAAUAUGGCUGUGAAGUUGAAGAGGAGGAAGUUUUUUAGUGCGCAGCAUUUGUCUUCCCAUCAGAAAGCUAUGAUUUCUUCACCCUCAAAAGCUGUAUCUUCCCACGUAGGAAAGAGAAAGAGAGGAUAAAAACAAGGCUUGGGCAUGUGUGCUAUUGUCAUUAACAUGAAGGAACAUUCAUGCAUCAUGUUUAACUCCUGCAGCAUCUGGGACAGUAAAGAGAGAUCUGAGUGUCUGUGUGUCUGCGUAUGCGUGUGUGAGCCAUGUGGUAAACACAUGACUGAACUGAAGACUUUGUACACUUGGUUUAUUGGACACAUGCUAAUACAGCAGAUGUGUAUUAGUGUAAUUACUCAUAGAGGAAACUGCUCAACAUUCCAUUCACAUGCUAAGAGGAAACCCAGUAAGUGAUGCAGCUUUAGAAUCAGCUGAUGUAGCAUUCGCCUAGGAGUUAACACAAUUAGGCGAUGUUUGUUUACAGUAUAUGAUAUAAUAUUAGUGAUGGUUCAAGGAUAACAGGAAUUGUUUAAUGUCCACAGGUGCUUUAGUGAUGUCCCAUAUUUUAAGGAGAAAAUGUUAAAUAACAGAUUUUGUUUUACCUCUGUAUGAACUAAAAGUGUAUAAAUGUACAGUACGGUGUGUCUUGAAAUAAUGUCACUUAAUUCUUUCAGUAAAAGGCGUCCAUUUUAUUACAUUCAGGGAUAUAUUUUUUUGCUACUGUAGCUUCGUUGAAACCCUUUCGAUCGCUAUUAAGUUUCAUAAGAGAAAGCUCACUGGGCUCAGAGAUAAACAGGUGGUAGCCUGAGCACAUUCCUAGGUGUAAUUAAAUUCAAAACUUCCAAGUGUAAAAAAACAAAAAAAAACAAAAAAAGACUGUGUAUUCACCCAUUUGUCAAGAGUUUAUUGUGUGUGUCGAAUAAGAAAAGGAAAACUACAAUGGAGUAUGUUUUACACUACCAUGUGUUCAUUUCUUCUUAUGCCUUUUAAUGCUGGUCUCCCAUUUCUUACUUCUUCAUCUAGAAGAGAAGAAACUACUGAGAAAUCUGACAGUGUGUAACAUGAGAUCACUCACAAACCCCCAGGUGUGCACGUGCAUGCGUGCGUGCGUGUGUGUGUGAGGGCAGCAGAUGGCGAGCACUCUGCUCUCCUUGUGAUAUUGCCGUCAGCUCGCAUCACCGCAUUGCUUCAUGAGUCACAUACACAGUCCCGUAGACUUCCAUACAUCAUUGUGAUUUCAUUAUCAGGGAGUACACCUGAGGCCGAUAAAACUGAGAGGUUAUCCUGUGAAAAUACAACGGGAACAUUUAGCAAAACAUACCUUACUUUAUAUAGUUUUCACAUUUUAUUAAAAGAUACUGAGAUUCACAUUUGCACCUUGAUAUGGUGAAAGUAUUUUUAGGUUGAAUGUACAUGCAAUAAAAAAAUAGUUUGGAUUUAAAUACAAAUACUUUGAUUGCAUAAUUAAUGCAGUGAUUAAUUCUUUAACCCUAACUGAUGCAGCGAGCAGCUUCCCAUUUUUUAAACAGACAUUUCAGAAUACAUAUCCCAUGGACAUGGAAAAGAAGUUACUGUGUCUCAUAAGGGUCAAAUUACUGGCCUGCUAGAACUGUCCAAUUGUUUUUGCAUUGUGACAAUUUAGAAGGAUUAUGCUGAGGCAUUUAGGAAAUACAAGAAGGUCAUGUGGUCUAAUGACUCCAGACUAACUGUUUCAGAGCAAUGGCAUUAGGCUAAGAAGGGGAGAGCAUGUAUGGAUGUACCAUCAUACAUGGUGGCCACUGUACAAGCCUCUGAAAGCAUUUGCUUCUAAACUUAGCAACAUUAUGUGGCAAUAAAAUAAAGUCAACUGAUGAUCUGUAUGUGCUUAAUGACCAGGAUGAAUAAAAUUUUGCACAGGUGUA